This is a messenger RNA of Lactuca saligna, 462 nucleotides long. The record is from the annotation of a GenBank genome assembly. NCBI's taxonomy places the organism in Eukaryota, Viridiplantae, Streptophyta, Magnoliopsida, Asterales, Asteraceae.
AUGGCUCUGAGUGAUGUGCUAGUUAAGCAAGUUAUAAUAAAAUCGGAUGGAGAUGUUUUCCAUGACUUAUUUGGAAACAGACCAUACCAUAUAUCUGAAAUGACACCCGAUUUCAUAAAAGGUGUUGAUCUGCAUCAUGGUGAAUGGGGUAUUGUUGGAUCCAUUUCUGUGUGGAAUUUUACACAUGACGUGAAGGAAAAAGUGGCUAAAGAGGUAAUCGAAGAAAUUGACAAAGAGAAAAAGUUAGUGCGUUAUAAGGUGAUAGGGGGUGAUAUAUUGGAGGCUUACAAAAGCUUCUUAGUUACAAUUCAUGUGGACACCAAGGGAGAAGAGAACGUUGUGACGUGGACUUUCCACUAUGAGAAGCUUAAUGAGAGUGUUGAUGAUCCUAAUAGUUUGAUGGAUUUAUGCCUUCGUAUCACCAAAGAUAUUGAGAACCAUCACCUCGCCAAAUCAAACUAA